UGCCUAGUUACACAAGCUCGCCAGCCGGAACAGCAGCUUCUCGCCUGAGGUGCUUCUGCCCGGCGAGAGGGGCCGAUUCCGAAGCCGACUCCAGCAAUGGCCUUUGCAAAUCUACGGAAAGUGCUCAUCAGCGAUAGCUUGGACCCUUGCUGCCGGAAGAUCCUGCAAGAUGGAGGGCUGCAGGUGGUGGAGAAGCAGAACCUGAGCAAGGAGGAGCUGAUAGCCGAGCUGCAGGACUGUGAAGGCCUUAUCGUCCGCUCGGCCACCAAGGUGACCGCUGACGUCAUCAAUGCGGCAGAGAAGCUCCAGGUGGUGGGCAGGGCUGGCACGGGCGUUGACAACGUGGAUCUGGAGGCCGCAACGAGGAAGGGCAUCCUGGUCAUGAACACUCCCAAUGGGAACAGCCUCAGUGCUGCGGAGCUCACCUGUGGGAUGAUCAUGUGUCUGGCCAGGCAGAUUCCCCAGGCGACGGCUUCGAUGAAGGAUGGCAAAUGGGACAGGAAGAAGUUCAUGGGAACAGAGCUAAAUGGAAAGAUUCUGGGAAUUCUUGGCCUGGGCAGGAUUGGGAGAGAGGUGGCCACCCGGAUGCAGUCCUUUGGGAUGAAGACUAUAGGAUACGACCCCAUCAUUUCCCCAGAGGCCUCGGCCUCCUUCGGAGUUCAGCAGCUGCCCCUGGAGGAGAUCUGGCCUCUCUGCGAUUUCAUCACUGUGCACACACCUCUCCUGCCCUCCACCACAGGCUUGCUGAAUGACAGCACUUUCGCCCAGUGCAAGAAGGGGGUGCGCGUGGUGAACUGUGCCCGGGGAGGGAUUGUGGACGAAGGCGCCCUGCUCCGGGCCCUGCAGUCGGGUCGGUGCGCGGGAGCCGCACUGGACGUGUUCACAGAAGAGCCACCGCGGGACCGAGCCUUGGUGGACCACGAGAACGUCAUCAGCUGCCCCCACCUGGGCGCCAGCACCAAGGAGGCCCAGAGCCGCUGCGGGGAGGAAAUCGCUGUCCAGUUCGUGGACAUGGUGAAGGGAAAGUCUGUAGCGGGGGUUGUAAACGCCCAGGCCCUGACUAGUGCCUUCUCUCCACAUAUCAAGCCCUGGAUUGGUCUGGCAGAAGCUCUGGGGGUGCUGUUGCGAGCUUGGGCGGGGUCCCCCAAAGGGACCAUCCAGGUGGUAACACAGGGAACAUCCCUGGAGGACGCUGGGAGCUGCCUAAGCCCCGCAGUCAUCAUCGGCCUCCUGAAAGAAGCUUCCAAUCAGGUGGAUGUCAACUUGGUGAACGCCAGGCUGCUGAUGAAAGAGGCUGGCCUCAAUGUAACCAUCUCCCACAACUCUGCUGCACCAGGGGAGCAGGCCUGCGGGGAAUGCCUCCUGACCGUGGCCCUGGCAGGUGCCCCCUACCAGGCUGUGGGCUUGGUCCAGGGCACCACACCUGUGCUGCAGGCCCUCAACGGAGCUGUCUUCAGACCAGAAGUGCCUCUCUGCAGGGGCCUGCCCCUGCUCAUGUUCCGAGCUAGGCCCUCCAACCCUGGGAUGCUGCCUACCAUAAUUGGCCUCCUGGCAGAGGCAGGAGUGCAGCUGCUGUCCUACCAGACCUCGGUGGUGUCCGAUGGGGAGACCUGGCAUGUCAUGGGCAUCUCCUCCCUGCUGCCCAGCCUGGAGGCCUGGAAGCAGCACGUCACUGAGGCUUUCCAGUUGCAGUUCUAACCUUGGGGCUCACCAGUCCAUCUCGAGGGCUGUUCUGAAGAAACCUGCCCACUGUGAUCAACAGGGAGAGGAGAUCCACCUUCCUGGGGCUGACACUGUGCUGCAGACCCCUCCUGACCCCUGUAGUACAGCAAUAACCACCUAAUAAAGAGCCUACCCCAAA
Messenger RNA from Diceros bicornis minor, 1861 nucleotides. RefSeq names its product phosphoglycerate dehydrogenase (gene PHGDH). The transcript is spliced from 12 exons. Gene Ontology annotation, biological process: L-serine biosynthetic process. Gene Ontology annotation, molecular function: NAD binding; phosphoglycerate dehydrogenase activity. The record is from RefSeq and is a predicted model, not a curated record. The coding region runs from base 97 to 1698 and encodes 533 amino acids. Lineage: Eukaryota; Metazoa; Chordata; Mammalia; Perissodactyla; Rhinocerotidae.